Prosopis cineraria is the source of this 913-nucleotide messenger RNA. Its product is annotated as leucine-rich repeat receptor-like protein kinase PXL1. The annotation marks the transcript as partial. The record is from RefSeq and is a predicted model, not a curated record. NCBI's taxonomy places the organism in Eukaryota, Viridiplantae, Streptophyta, Magnoliopsida, Fabales, Fabaceae. Gene Ontology annotation, molecular function: protein binding. The transcript has 3 exons.
AACAUGGCCAACCUUUGGUUUCAUUUUUUCUUCUCGAUGUUCACAAUACUUUGCUAUCUCAUCAUCUCCCCAACUUUAUGUCAAACCAAUUUCACCAAAAACGAUGAAUUAGCACUUCUUGCUUUCAAAAAUUCUGUGGGAGACCCAUUCAAUCACUUGGCUAAUUGGUCCAACUCUUCUUUCAUUUGCAAUUGGGUUGGGGUUACUUGUGAUGCUAACGGCGAGAGAGUAAGUGUAUUGAAUCUUGCUGACACGAGUCUCAAGGGUACCUUACCUUCACAAGUGGGGAAUUUGUCCUCCCUUGUUGAACUUGACCUUCAUAGUAACAACUUUCAUGGUGAGUUACCAAAGGAGUUGCUGCAGUUACAUAAGUUGAAAAUUCUCAAUUUGAGCUCUAAUGAAUUUCAUGGGAAAAUUCCAGCUUGGAUUGGAAGUCUAUUUUCUCUUCAGCAAAUAAUUUUUCGUAAUAAUAGUUUUAAAGGUGUUAUUCCUCCAAGUGUAUCAAAUUUGUCAAAGUUAGAGAUGUUGGAUUGGAAUGAUAAUUUCAUCCAUGGAUCUAUUCCACUUGCUAUUGGAAGGCUUCAGCACUUGAAGAUUUUACGCAUAGCAGGGAACAAUCUUUCAGGAAAAAUACCUCCAACUAUUUCUGGCUUAUCCUCACUUGAGCUUAUGUCUUUGUCAUACAACUCUUUAAUAGGAGAUAUUCCCAAUGAAAUUGCCAAUCUUACAAAUCUUAGAAUCAUAUAUUUGGGUCAAAAUCAACUCUUUGACUACAUACCAAGAAGCAUUGGAAGCUUGAUUUCGCUUCAAGAAUUAGAUCUUGGUUCCAAUAAUUUACAAGGUGAUAUACCAGAAGAUAUGGGAAAAUUGGAUAUGCUUCAAGAGCUAUAUCUUGAUCAUAAUAAUUUACAAG